AUGGAGAAUCCACAAAAUAUUGUCAAGUAUGUAUUUAAUGAAGCAAUUAAACAAUUAUUUCCAGAGUUUGAUAAGGAAGCAAUCGUAGCAAUAUCAAAUCCAAACUUUGGGGAUUAUCAAUGUAAUAGCUGUAUGAAUAUUUUCUCUCAAUUUAAAGGUCAAUUAGAGGGAGUAAAAAGCCCAAGAGAUAUUGGAAUGAAAGUAAAAGAGUAUAUUGAAAAAAAAGUUGAUUUAUCUAUAUAUUUUAAAUCCAUAGAGGUGGCACCACAAGGAUUUAUUACUGUAAAACUAUCUGAUGAAUUUAUUUAUAAUAAAUUGUCUAUACUACAGGAAAUGGAUGAAGUAAAGGUAAUUUCAACAAUGAAAUAUCACUGUAAGAAUGGAAGGAAGAAUCCAAAAGUAGUCAUUGAUUUUUCAUCACCAAAUAUUGCAAAAGAAAUGCAUGUAGGGCAUUUGAGAUCUACAAUCAUUGGUGAUACAAUAUCUAGGAUUUUGGAAUACUUGGAAUUUGAGGUUUUAAGAAUUAAUCAUGUUGGAGAUUGGGGUACUCAAUUUGGGAUGCUUAUUGAAUAUUUAAGAGAGGAAUAUCCUAACUUUGUCGAAAAUUUGCCAGAAAUCUCAGAUUUGCAAGAAUUUUAUAAGAACUCAAAGAAAAGAUUUGAUACUGAUCCACAAUUUAAGUUAAGGAGUCAACAAAAUGUUGUUAAGUUACAAGGAGGUGACCAGGAUGCCUUAAUUGCCUGGAAAAAGAUUUGUGAAGUUAGUCGUAUUGAAUUUCAGAAAAUAUAUGACAGGCUUAACAUCCGCCUUGAAGAAUAUGGUGAAAGCUAUUACAAUGAUAUGAUUCCUGGAGUAGUUAAAAUGUUGGAUGAGAAAGGAAUCCUUAAAUUAGAUGAAGGAGCUCAGUGUGUUUAUACUAAGGUUAAUGAAAUACCUUUAAUGGCAGUUAAAAGUGAUGGAGGGUAUGGGUAUGAUUCAACAGAUUUGGCCUCAAUUCAUUACAGAUUAAAGACUUUAGAUGCUGAUUGGGUUAUUUAUACUACCGAUGUAGGCCAAGAGGAACACUUUUUAAAACUUUUCGAUGUUGCUGAGACUAUGGGAUGGCAUAAUCCUCCAAAUACAAGGCUAUUUUUCAUAGGAUUUGGGGUUAUACAAGGAGAAGAUGGAAAAAAGUUUAAAACAAGAAGUGGAGAUGUUGUCAAACUAACUGAACUUAUUGAUGAAGGUGUUUCUAGAGCAAGAAAAGAGUUAGUAGAAAGGAGGAACCAAAGAAGGUCUGAGCAAGAAUCUACAUCCAAUACAGAAAUUGACAUUUGCAAUCAGGAUCUUGAUGAUUCCAACUUAGAUUUAAUGGCAAGUACUAUUGGGCAUGCUGCUAUUAAGUACUUUGACUUGAAGCAAAACAGAUUGACUAAUUAUAAGUUUUCUUUUGAUAGAAUGUUGGAUCCCAAAGGUAAUACAGCAGUUUACUUACUAUAUGCAUAUGCAAGAAUUUGUGCAAUCUUUAGAAAAGUUGAGUUCAUUCAAUCUGAUGAUAAUGCGAUAAUAAAACAAAAGGUUUUGCAAUUUAAAGUAAAAAUGACUAAUAAUAUUGAAAGAGGACUAGCUAUUCAGAUUAUUAGAUUCCCAGAAGUUUUUGAUGGGAUUUUGAAUGAUUUCUUUCCAAACAGACUUACAGAUUACUGCUAUGAGUUAUCUGAGAUCUUUGCCCAAUUUUACACUGAAUGCAGAAUUAUUGGAUUAGAAGACCAAGAGCUUGAACAAAGCAGACUUUUGCUUUGUUUCUUGACUAAGCAAAUCCUUUUUAAAGGACUUAACUUGUUGGGAAUUGAAACUUUGGAAAAGAUCUAA
Messenger RNA from Cryptosporidium ubiquitum, 1851 nucleotides. RefSeq lists its product as uncharacterized. Gene Ontology annotation, biological process: arginyl-tRNA aminoacylation. Lineage: Eukaryota; Apicomplexa; Conoidasida; Eucoccidiorida; Cryptosporidiidae. The transcript has a single exon. The record is from RefSeq and is a predicted model, not a curated record. Gene Ontology annotation, cellular component: cytoplasm. Gene Ontology annotation, molecular function: arginine-tRNA ligase activity; ATP binding. The coding region runs from base 1 to 1851 and encodes 616 amino acids.